Messenger RNA from Temnothorax curvispinosus, 3749 nucleotides. Its product is annotated as GRAM domain-containing protein 2B-like. Bases 266 to 2038 code for a protein of 590 amino acids. The record is from RefSeq and is a predicted model, not a curated record. Gene Ontology annotation, biological process: intracellular sterol transport. Gene Ontology annotation, cellular component: endoplasmic reticulum membrane; endoplasmic reticulum-plasma membrane contact site; plasma membrane. Gene Ontology annotation, molecular function: sterol transfer activity; sterol binding. The transcript has 8 exons. Lineage: Eukaryota; Metazoa; Arthropoda; Insecta; Hymenoptera; Formicidae.
UCAAAUAAAAUUUCCAUCUUUCCAUUCUUACAGAAACAUCAAUAUUUAUUUCAAUGAUGCAUCGAUUCUUAUGAACUCAUCAAAGUUGUACCGUUUCAAUUUUUGCUUUGAGUUUUCUUAAUUUUGAAUUUCUCAUAGAUUGACUUUUCGUAUAUAUAGGCAUAGCUCAAAUACGUGCGCUAAAACCCGCGAUAUUUAGAGGGUAUACCUAUAGCUCGAUCGUCGGGGAUGACCGGUCGACAGCGAACUGUCGAUCUUCACUAACAUGGCUCUGCGGGUGUUCCAGCUCCAGGAGAGCGAGCUAGGCCUGCGUCGCGGCGGUUCCCUGAGGAUUCCACGAACGAGCGACGAUCAGGUCGCGCGAGAACGUGCGCGCCUGACGAGCACGAGAUCGUCGCCAUCGUCGACGUUGUCGUUGUCGGCAUCGACCUCCACGUCGUCCUCGUCGGCGUCGGACAGAUGCGCGGGUGGCGGCGAAAACAGCAGAUCGUCCCGGUCCGCCAGGCGACACGCACCUGAAGCUGCGAGUGACGCACCUGCGCCGGAGUAUCUCGCCAGGAGCCUCCUGCAGCUUGGAUGUCCUGCCGUGUCGAUGCCCACACCUCGUGGCGGUGUCGGAUCGGAGCAACCGCCGAGCAGCGACAGCGAUGACUACACCACCGCUCACCAGCAAGGUCACGUCGCGGGCGGUUAUGGACAGAACCAGGACGGUUACACCGUGCCCAAAGUCCAGGUGUCGGGCCCACCAAACGUCGAUGAAUCCGCUUCCAUCAUCAAUGGGUCUGCGGGGUCCAUAGGCGCGCGCUCAGCACCCAGCACGCCCGUGCAAGCUGCUCCCGAUGCACCGCAAGCCGGGGGCCAACAAUCGAUCAGCGGGUCCCAACUCACCGUGGCCGGCGCUAGCUAUCCUCCGCCUCCGAGGAGCCCCAGUCACGCGGCCUUGAAAUGUAACGACAGUCACCUUUCGAAGCCAUUGAGUAGGAGUACACCAUCGAUGGCAGCUGGCGGCGCGCAAACUCCAGCAAAGGUUAGCAGAUCUUCGUCGAGGUCGUCGCCGACGUCUACCAGCAGCGCGAGGCAGAAGAAGUUCCACAGGCACUUCACUCAGUCUUCGAAAUUUCGUUAUCAGGUGGCGGAGGACGAGCGCGUGCUGAAUUACUACAGCUGCGCGCUGGUGGGCGACAUCCUGCUGCAGGGCCACCUGUACAUCACGCCCAACUACUUCGCCUUCUACAGCAACGUGUUCGGCUACGUGACGAAGCUGCUGAUACCGACGGUGUCGGUGCUGAAGAUCAGCAAGGAGAAGACGGCGCGGAUCAUACCGAACGCGGUGGCGGUGGCCACUGAGGAGGAGCGUCACGUCUUCUGCUCGCUGCUCUCGCGCGACUCCACGUACAAGCUGAUGAAGCAGGUCUGGGAUGCGGCGAUGGAGCCGCGGGCGACGGCGGACGACGAGUUGCCGGCGCUCGACACCGAUACCAAGCUCCUCACGCCGGAGACGCUGCUGGUCGACGACUCCGAGGAGGUGAACGCCGAGGAGGACGAGUCGAGCAUGUCCGAGAGCGGUACCGAUCUUACGGCGGCCAGCAGAUCGCCGACCGCCUGCACCGAGAUCGACGGCACUUCCCCGAUUAUCACCAGGCCGAGUUUGCCACCCGCCAGGCUGGAAACAGUGAUGUUAACGAAGACGCUGACACCGAGCAAAUCCGACCGGCUGGGAUCUCUGUUUACCAACGGGUUGAAGCCUGGCAUGGUGAUAGCGAUACUGGUGGCUCUCUUGGCAGUUCUUUACGUAUCGGCGGCUCUUAUGAUGAUGCGUAUUGACAGGUUGCACACCGCUUAUUUAAACCACCCCCUCGUCUCGCCGGAACGCUUCACGCAGGAUCGGCUGUUGCACUAUCUUAACACGAAUCUGGAUCAAAUAGUAAAGGUGCGGCAGAGUCUGCAGACGCUAUCGCAGCAGUUUGUAGCGAUGAGCCAGGGUGGUGGCCAGGGGCCUUCCGGCGGCGUGGUGGAACCGGAAGAUGCGCCGAGUUAGCCCUCGACGAUGGAACGCGAUUUAAUUCAGCCAAAAAAUAACACGGGGUCCCGUCGCUCCGCCGACGCGCGUAGCAUCGCCUCGUGAACGACGACCGUAUUCGUCGUCGUCGUCGCCGUCGUCGUCAUCAUUGUCUUCGUCGUCGCCGCGCUAGUUCGUCGGCGACCCGCGAGGGUCGAUCCCACGCAUAGUCAUCGCGCGAUCGUCCCUCCGAAUAGGAGUUAUUGUUCUAGUACCUAGACUUCCGCGGGAGUUUAGAGAGGCAGCCGUGUCUCGUGAAACGAGAGAGAUCUCGGACGUGCAUCCCGAGCGCGGGGGAAUGAAUAUCCAUUUUCGAGCGAACCUGAAGCGACCGCGUGAAUUAGAACUGAUUGUGAGCGCUUGCAGAUUAUAGGCUGUUCUGACAGAAACAUACAUAUAUGCAUAAAAAAAGAUACCUCAGACACACAUAUACGAACACACAUAUAGAGAGAAAAUCGAAGGUAAGUGCGCGGCGGGCGAAGGAAUUUCUGCUUUUUUUUUCCUUUUCUUUUUUGAACUACUAGUCACGCGUGUACCUAAGUCCCGGGGUACGACAAGAGAAACAGAAUGAACAAAAUGGUAUAUGUAUAUAUACAUACAUAUAGUAUAUAUAAACAGUUAUAUACAUAUAAAGUAUCUAUACAUACAAAUAUAGAUUAACAACGCAUACUUCGCGAUUAAUUGUUCGUUAAUUAUGUAUUUCGAGCUAGUCGGGCACUACUCAAUCACCGCUGCUAUAUAUAUGAUAUAUUAAAAAAGAUCGACACAAUGUUAUAUAGCAUCACAAAUGGGUAAUCUUAUCUCGAUGUAGCGCGCGAUACACGGCGCCGUGCGACGAUACUUCACCGAGAGACGAUGAAGUAUCUACCGAGAUAUAAUAGAGGAGCUCGCUUUCCUUAUCCGCCAUUAGCUCUUUCAGUACCUGCCUUAAACCUGCAUUUAAUAAUGAUACAAAAAUUUUAGAAAAACAAACUCCACGAUGUAUCCCUUGUCCCCGCCACGUUCUCGUCGUCUCGCGAUCUCGAUGAGACUAAAUUUUAAGUUUCUGUCACUCAACAAAAUUUCGAUGAAACGCUAUUUGGGAGAUAAUUCGUGGCGUUCUAUGUUAAUUAAGCAACGAAACUGCAAAUGUAAGCGUUGAAUAUUAUUGAAGGAAAGAGUAACGACACCGCUCUAUAGUUUGAAGCUUGACGGCCAGGUUCUUAAAAAAUAUACCCUAUUCUCCUCUGUUAUCGCAAAGUAGAUUCUUCAAUUAACAAAGCUUUUGGUUUUUUUAAAAACUUUUCUAAUUGAAGAAAAGUGUGACUUUGUAGUUAUUUGCUGACAUCAUUCAAUGUGACAUUAUUUAAGUAAAUCUCAAUGUUUACAGACUUUACAGACCGUAGCGUAAACUAUAAUACAUUACAAAUAGAAAAAGGGAUUUUUAACAAAUUCAAAUGAGAGUUGAAAUGGACGAAGACUCUUGCCUAAAUAUUAGCAUUUGCAUAUUUGUAUCCCCAUGACGAGCCGUAAGGGAAUAUUUACUUAAUGACAGUUAAAGUUAAGCGAACACACUGAUGAACACCGGCUGUAAAAUUGCGUUGAUUUAACAAGAGGAAGGUGCUAAUGUCCCUAUAUUUAGUUCGGUACUGAAAGGGUUAAAUUGCGCAGCUCGAAUGGACCCGGAGAUACGAGAGAAAGAGAGUGAGAG